This is a messenger RNA of Cornus florida, 1431 nucleotides long. RefSeq lists its product as uncharacterized. The transcript has 5 exons. Lineage: Eukaryota; Viridiplantae; Streptophyta; Magnoliopsida; Cornales; Cornaceae. The record is from RefSeq and is a predicted model, not a curated record. Bases 119 to 1111 code for a protein of 330 amino acids.
UUCUCGGUCUCAAGAUACUACUCUCAAAUUCUACUCUCAUAUUAUUAAAGUAAAGAGAGAGAGAGAGAAAGAGGCCAACCUUUGUUCAAAUUUUGAGUAUUGCAAGGCAAAAAUUACCAUGUCGAAUUACAGGUCUAUGUUAAAAACCAAUUCGAAGGAUCUAGAUAAGAGAGCUGAGCAAGCUCUGGUUAAAUUCAAGAACGCUGCUAAAAAAACCUAUUAUGUUGAUUUUAAAUACAAAUCCGAGGAUGACAUGAGCAGGUCAUGGGAGGGUGAGUGGCAAAGAUUUGCAGACCUGAGUGAAAAAGUUAGAGUAUUCCGUCGUCCGCCAGAUUUUUGUGAUUCACUUGCGUCGUCAUUUUCAUUAGAUGUCAGAAAUCCUUAUCUCCUAUCAGACGUAAUUCUCGACUCUAAAGGGGAAAAUGCUCUAGUGGUUUAUGACCACUUUGAUGAGCACUACUCAGAGUGGACAAUGAGAGAGCACUACUCAAAAGAGGCAUUCUUCGUGAGGAACAGUUACAACAGCUUGGACUUGAACCCUUUCUGGAAAACAUCCAUAAGAAACAUCUUGGGUGCCAUCCAGGAUAUUCAUGAGAAGGACAUGAUACAUGGUGCUCUCGAUGACGCCUCUUCAUAUGUGAUGAGAGGCGGGAACACUAUGUAUCUCAUUUUUUCCAGCAGAAAGUUCCAAUUGAUAACGCCUUCUCAACUGACAAUGAAGAAAGACUUGCAGGCCCUCAAGAGUUUUCUAACCCAACAAUGUCAGCAGCCAAAUACAACAAAUUUGGAUUGGAAAUUAUUCCUGAAAUUUUUUGAGUUGGAUAAGGCCAGCGCCAAAAAUCUGAGGAAUCACCCGGCCCUCAUGACUGAUAAAGAGAGAUUCAAUUAUUACGUGGCAAUUGGGCACUAUAUGGAGAAACGUCUUCAAAGCUCCGUCACUUCAGUUAGGCAAACGAUGAACGCACUCACGUAUCCUCCAUGUGGAAUGGACUGGCGUUACAUAAUCGUAAAUAAAACUCAUGCAAAUGGAAAGAAAUUUCUUGGAUAUGACAUGAUGAAUUUUAAAUUUCAAAAUCAAGUCAUAGCGCGUGCAAGACUAUAUGGAAGCUGAUGCAGCAAUGGAGAUCAGAUACUUUUUUCCUGGGUUUUUGUCAGAGCUAAAUGAGAUGUUCAUUCAGUAUUUGGACGUCCACAAUUUAUUAGAUUGAAUGCUUUGUAGUAUUAAUAAUUUUGUGAAUAUCCUGAAAUACUCUACUCAACUUUGUAAGAACUUGUUCUGAAAUUUGGUGUUAUUUCAAUAUAUUUUCUAUCAAGUCCGGACAAGGAAUUUCAAUUUAUUGUAUGUAAUAUGGUUAUGCCUUCAACAACUGCAUAGUAGAAACUUAAAAAUUGUAUUAUGGAUGCGUUUUAUUUUCUUUUUUCUUUCCCUCU